AAAGGUCUCCCCGUUGAAGCCUAUGGGCUGAAACACAGAAACCUGAGGAAGCUGCCCAGGCUCCUGAAUUCGACAUGUCUGAACUUGAGACUCUCUUCUCAGCAACUGUUCCAGAUUCAGGUCGCAGAAAUGGAGGUGGAAAAUCAGGUAAUGCUGCAGGAGCUAAGGCUGAUAAAGUGCAUUUGUGUUCUGUUCUAGCGCUGGAUGAUUCAACAUUGGACAUUGAUCAGAUUGAGAAUCUUAUAAAAUUUUGUCCAACUAAGGAAGAAAUGGAACUUCUAAAGAAUUACAAGGGAGAGAAGGAAAACCUUGGAAAAUGUGAACAGAACCUUAGUGGUGGGAUCCCAGAAUUCCAUUUUUCAGGCUCCUUAGAGACAGUAUCACUAGUUUUUCCGGCUCAUUACCAGAUUUUAUUGGUAAUCUUCACAACUUGUCUAGUAUUGAUCUCUCCAACUGCAACUUCUUUGGGUCACUACCUUCUACAAUGGCUGACCUUAUGAGUUUGGCAUAUGUGGAUUUCUCUCACAACAACUUCAAUGGUAAAUUUUAGUAAAUAGUGUUGUCAAUGUCACAAAAAAAAGAGAAGGAAAACAUAGAAAAAGUCUCCUUUGUCUCCCCCUUUUUUCUUCAC
Molecule: messenger RNA, 631 nt
Organism: Ipomoea triloba (trilobed morning glory)
Lineage: Eukaryota; Viridiplantae; Streptophyta; Magnoliopsida; Solanales; Convolvulaceae
Product: formin-like protein 17
Exons: 6
Coding region: 75-500 (141 amino acids)
Source: RefSeq, a predicted model, not a curated record